Mastomys coucha (southern multimammate mouse) is the source of this 1437-nucleotide messenger RNA. It is a transcript of the gene Gprc5b, whose product is annotated as G protein-coupled receptor class C group 5 member B. The record is from RefSeq and is a predicted model, not a curated record. The transcript is spliced from 4 exons. Gene Ontology annotation, biological process: G protein-coupled receptor signaling pathway. NCBI's taxonomy places the organism in Eukaryota, Metazoa, Chordata, Mammalia, Rodentia, Muridae. Gene Ontology annotation, molecular function: protein kinase binding; protein kinase activator activity; G protein-coupled receptor activity. Bases 158 to 1414 code for a protein of 418 amino acids. Gene Ontology annotation, cellular component: extracellular exosome; intracellular membrane-bounded organelle; plasma membrane.
UUUUUUGCUUAGAGAAAGUGGUCAGUAAAUAUUUCCCAUUAGCCUUUGAAGAUUAAAGGAGAAAGAAGAUUGAGAGAGAGGGAUUUGCCCCAGCUGAGUGCCUGUCUGGUGGUUGUCUCUUUAAAAUUUCCUUUGUUCCCUUACUUUAAGAUGCCAGAUGUACAGACUACAAAGCGGUAGAGAGAGAAUGUUCCUGGUGUCAGAGAGAAAGAUGAGAACCCAUCAAGUGUUUCCCUUGCCCCUGCUCCUGGUGAUUGCCUCCGUGGCUUCAGAGAACGCCAGCACGUCUCGGGGCUGUGGGCUGGACCUUCUUCCUCAGUACGUGUCCCUGUGCGACCUGGACGCCAUCUGGGGCAUCGUGGUGGAGGCAGUGGCCGGGGCGGGGGCCCUGAUCACACUGCUUCUGAUGCUCAUUCUCCUGGUGAGACUGCCCUUCAUCAAGGACAAGGAGAGGAAGCGGCCUGUGUGCCUCCAUUUCCUCUUCCUGCUGGGGACCCUGGGCCUCUUUGGCCUGACGUUUGCCUUCAUCAUCCAAAUGGACGAGACAAUCUGCUCCAUCCGACGAUUCCUCUGGGGUGUCCUCUUCGCACUCUGCUUUUCCUGCCUGCUGAGCCAGGCGUGGCGGGUACGGAGGCUGGUGCGCCAGGGCACAAGCCCAGCCAGCUGGCAGCUGGUGAGCCUGGCACUGUGCCUGAUGCUGGUGCAGGUCAUCAUUGCCACUGAGUGGCUGGUGCUGACUGUGUUGCGUGACACGAAGCCAGCCUGCGCCUAUGAGCCCAUGGAUUUUGUGAUGGCGCUCAUCUAUGACAUGGUGCUGUUGGCCAUCACCCUGGCCCAGUCCCUCUUCACGCUGUGUGGCAAGUUCAAACGGUGGAAGGUGAACGGAGUCUUCAUCCUCGUCACUACCUUCCUCUCUGUGCUCAUCUGGGUGGUCUGGAUGACCAUGUACCUCUUCGGCAACUCGUUAAUUAAGCAGGGAGAGGCCUGGAGCGACCCCACCUUGGCCAUUACACUGGCAGCCAGCGGAUGGGUCUUUGUCAUCUUCCAUGCCAUUCCGGAGAUCCACUACACCCUUCUCCCACCCCUGCAGGAGAACCCACCCAACUACUUCGACACUUCACAGCCCAGGAUGCGGGAGACAGCAUUUGAGGAGGAAAUGCACCUGCCACGGGCCUACAUGGAGAACAAGGCCUUCUCAAUGGAUGAACAUAAUGCAGCUCUACGAGUGGGCUUUUCCAAUGGAAGCUUGGAGCAAAGAUCCAGCAGCCUGGGAAGGAAGCCCAACAGCUUGGGAAGCCGGCCCAGUGCACCGUUCAGAAGCAACGUGUAUCAGCCGACCGAGAUGGCCGUUGUGCUCAAUGGAGGGACUAUCCCAACUGCUCCGCCAUCUCACACGGGAAGACAACAUUGGUGAAAGACCUUAAGUUCCAGAGAAUA